AUGGAGGACUUGUACAGCAUACAUCCGGGCAUUGCCCGGUCGGACUCCGCAGCCGUAGGGACCAUGUCGCAGCCGUCCCACUCAGAUAGCAGGCCGUUCCACGCGGACGCCCCCUCGGCGGCGGCCUUGCACCGUAAAGUCCAUGGGAGCGAGCGAGUGCCUCGCGAACUCCUGGGAGCGUCCACUUCCUCCGUCUCCGAUUUGUCGGAUGUCCUCAAGGCGCAGAUCUCCAGCCACCCCCGCUUCCCCGCCCUCGUCUCAGCCUACAUAGACUGCCGCAAGGUGAAGUACAGAGCUUCGUUAUUUGCGAAGAGUAUAGUACUGCCGCUGGCUUGCGCAUCUCCCCCCUGGGCUACUGUUAUACCUGUCUACGCUGCCGUUUCUCUUCUUGGAAACAGGUGGGUGCGCCGCCAGAGGUGGCCUCGCUCCUGGAGGAGAUUAGACGGGAUAACUACCCUAUCGCGGCAUGCAGCGAGGUCGGGGCCGACCCGGAGCUCGACGAGUUCAUGGUAACCUUGAUGACGAUGACGAUGGCAUUCAUUGGAAAAUCUUCGAGGAAUUGACGGGUCUUUUAAGUCGACAGGCCUCGUUGUUUCCCUCAUCCCCGGGAGAUUGUUUUAUUUCAUUCUUCUCCAGGAAUCAUACUGCCAGGUGCUACACCGUUUCAAGGAGGAUCUCUCCGAGCCAUUCGACGAGGCCGCAUCCUUCCUCAGCAGCAUCGAGAUGCAGCUUAGUGACCUCUGCAGGAUCACGGCCCCCGCCCCAGCCGCCGCCUCUCAAUCCACCACAACGACUGCCACCGCGACCUCCCCCGGUAAUAAUGAUGACUGCCACAAACUAAUCCAUUCGAUGGCAAAAUAUAAUUAAAAUUGAAUCUGUCGUCAUUUAUGAUUCCGUUAUCGUUUUAUUUAGCUGCUUACAGUGGGCGAUCCUCCAUUGUGGAGAGCCGAGUCCGACGCGAGCGGGGCUGAUCGCUCGUGUAGGUUGGGGAGGGUGGGUUAUCGACGGGUCAAAUCGCGUCCAUGCAAAAGGGGUGAAAGCCUGACGGCAGGUCGCUGAGGACGAAGCUUUAGGGUUUCAUUCACAUCACCAUCUAUGGGGACAAGAGAGAACGCUUUCCGCAGAUAGGAGAAAAAAAGAGUCACUUGAAAGAAGGCCUGCUCCUUUGGGAGAAGAACUGUGCAGUCAUUUCCGUGAGCCUCCAGGCCUGCCUUACCUGGGCUCUCUCUCUCUCUCUCUCACUCUCUCUCUGACAAUUUUAUCGAUUCGACGUGACAAGGAUGGAUUGAUUAGUUUCUGAAACGCAUGCUCUGAACGCAUGGAGUCAGCGCUCUUGCAAGGAAAAGUCGGCAUGGCUCGCCGGGAGAGGAGUUGGUGACAGAAUGUUUGACCUCAAAACACUCGGGAAAUACCCGAAUGGCCUCGAUGUUCAGUUAUUCAUUUGCCAUGGGUUCCCUUGAGGUUUGAUUUCAGUCUUAUGAGCAAGUUAGAUCAUUAAAAAGUUGUAAGCCUUCUGUGAAUACGUCCAAUGUUAGAUCCCUUAUAGAAGUUCCUCAAAGAAGUGUGGAUCGUCGUAUUGAAAAAGAUAAUAGGGAGUUUUUAUGGUCACAGAUCAGUGGCCGCAUACGUGAUGCGGGAUCCUGAGUUAGGUGCCUGUUGGGUGGCGGUAUCAUGACUAUCUCAAUGAUGCAUUUACCUUCUUGGAGUAACUUAUCGUCCAACACAUACCAUCAUUGAAGCACCGUUCUCUACUUGUUCUGGCACUGCUGAGCUCGGUCGCUCAUUCGUUCAGGUGGCUGUUGAAAUGUGGAUCCAAGAGAGACUUGUGAAUCUUUGCCAAGGAGAUGGAGAAGGAUGGAUCAUGGCAUUGUGUAAGCCGGGUGCCCAAUCAUAAAACCGAAAUAGUGCGAACAAUGUGACUCGUUCCAUUUUCUCCCUGGCUUCCAUGACCUGUUUGGCUAUCGUGGUUAGAAAGGGCAUUUUUUUUCCCGUGAUAAACUGUGAACUCAUUCUCUUCUCGUAUGUCGACUCUUGGGUCGAAAACAUCAAUUUUCCCUCCACGCCAAACCGGGCGUUGACUUAGGAACGACCAAACAUGUGGGUCUCAUGAGAAACCGCUAAUAUUUUUGUGUGCCCAGAGCUUGGCUUGUUUGGCUCUGUGCUACAUUGGGUGUUGAUGGUUGAAGAGACCAGAAGGCACCGACUCACUCACUCUCCCCCUCAGUUCUGGUGCCGGUUAAAACCAAAAGGCAUCUCAAAUGAUUGUGCAUCUUCUUUCUUAUACGUUAAAACCUGGAAUUGUGAGUGUGAUUCACACAUGGGAGAUGCACAUUGUUUAACGUAGUUCUCUGGUGGUCUUCACUUACGAUGCCUUCUGAUUCCUAGCGAUUUAUCGUCAGAUGUGAACAUAUCUACUGGUGUUCUGGGUUUAGCUUACCACUUUAUUUAAGUCAGCGAGUGACUGGUAGAUGUUUUACUUUUUUAAAGUGAUCACCGCUACGAUUUAUUUGUUUCGGUUAUUACUUAUUUCUUGAGAAAAAAUAUUUUUAAUAAUUUCUUCGUCCUGGUAUGUCUGGGUUGACGAGUUGAAUGUUCGUUCACUCUGUUUCUAUUAUUCUUCUCCAUAAGUUAUAUGAUGGAACUCUCGUUGCAUGUGGACAUUGGCCCCAUUCUACGGUGCACUAAGCUUACUAUGGUGAUCAGGGGAAGGCGGUGGGUCCGUUGAAGAGGAGGAGCUCAGCACCGAGGAGCCGGACGCGACAGAAAGCCAGGAGAGCGGCCCGCGAAUGGGCGAUCAAGAGCUCAAGGAGAUGCUGCUGAGGAAAUACAGUGCCUACCUGAGCAGCCUGAAGAAGGAGUUUCUCAAGAAGAGGAAGAAAGGGAAGCUUCCGAAGGAUGCGAGAAUGGAGCUGAUGGCUUGGUGGAAGACACAUUACAGAUGGCCUUAUCCCACGGUGGGAGACGUCCCCCAGAAUGCACGUCUUUCAUUGCUUACUCUCCUCCUCCAUUAACGUUUAUCGGUGGCUGCGUCUCCUCGACCCAGGAAGAGGAGAAGGCAAUGCUCGCGGAGGUUACCGGGCUGGAUCAGAAGCAGAUCAACAACUGGUUCAUCAACCAGAGGAAGAGGCACUGGAAGCCGUCGGAGGAUAUGCGGUCUGCACUCUUGGAGGGGGUCGCCGGGGGUUCCGGGGGCAAUGCCGUUCUGUACUUAGAUACCAGAACCAUCGAUCCUUGA
This is a messenger RNA of Spirodela intermedia, 3235 nucleotides long. The record is from the annotation of a GenBank genome assembly. NCBI's taxonomy places the organism in Eukaryota, Viridiplantae, Streptophyta, Magnoliopsida, Alismatales, Araceae.